UACAGCAGGAAGGCAGUGAGUAGCUAGUAGUGGGUGCAGAGCCGUUAAAACAGUUGCAUGAAUUGUAACGCCCACUAAUUGGCACCACCUUCCCCAAUUCUCCACCUCUUCAGCCCACAGGGCAUGUCGCAAUUGCACGCGCUUUCGCCGGCCCACCCAAUGCACGCGGCGGUUCUCGCCUCGCGUGUCAAGUCUAAGUGGCUCCAACUCCGCCGCCCACUCGCAGCUUUUCCCUUGACCGGGCCGCUCUCGCUGCCGCGCGUCCGAUCACUCCCAGCCGCUAGAAGCUGCAGGGCACUCGCAGUUUUGGACCUCAAAGGUGGCAAAGGAAUGAGUGGGUUCCUUUAUGUUGAGUUCAAAGUUCGUGAUUACGAGCUGGAUCAGUAUGGAGUAGUCAACAAUGCUGUCUAUGCAAGUUACUGCCAACAAGCUCGUUUUGAACUUAUGGAAAGGAUUGGCGUCAGCAUUGAUGCAGUUGUGCGCAGUGGUGAUGCAUUAGCACUGUCAGAAUUGUCCCUCAAAUUCCUUGCACCUCUAAGAAGUGGAGAUAGAUUUGUAGUAAAGGUGAGGAUCUCUGGCUCCUCAGCUGCCCGGUUAUACUUUGAUCAUUUCAUCUCCAAACUGCCAAAUCAAGAGCCUAUUUUAGAAGCAAAGGGCACAGUAGUUUGGCUUGACAAAAACUACCAUCCUGUCCGUAUUCCACCAGAAGUGAGGUCUAAAAUUGUUCAAUUUAUACGCCAUGAAGAUUCUCAACUGCAAAGAGAAAUCAACGGAACCGAUUUUGUGGCCGAGGACCCAUUGGUGUAGGUAACUUGUUUCCCUGUUCGUUCUUGUUUUGCCUUGGAAAAAGAGGAAAGGAAAAAAUGAUUCUAGCCGCAAAUUACAAAUUUAUCAAGGAAAGCUUCUCAGCUUGAGAAGGAAAUAUUCCUUCGCAUAGGAUUCAUCAUACUUAUUCAGUUCAUUUGUUUGUCUGAUGCAAAUACAAUUAUAUGAAAGAAUGAGAGCCGUUGGAAUCUCUAGCUUUUGUUCAAGCCCUGUAGUCCGCUAGCAGUCCUGUAUGUGUUGGUAUUUGUUUUAGAUCGAAUGAUAAUAGAAACCCUCCCACUCCCAAAUCUC
Corylus avellana is the source of this 1116-nucleotide messenger RNA. RefSeq names its product acyl-acyl carrier protein thioesterase TE3, chloroplastic. NCBI's taxonomy places the organism in Eukaryota, Viridiplantae, Streptophyta, Magnoliopsida, Fagales, Betulaceae. Gene Ontology annotation, molecular function: fatty acyl-[ACP] hydrolase activity. Gene Ontology annotation, cellular component: chloroplast. The record is from RefSeq and is a predicted model, not a curated record.